UCUCAUGGUAGCCACCAUGCUCCAUUCUUGCGUGCUUUUAGUUUGAAGGCAAAGUCACCAAUUUCCGCUUUUUCCCCGGCUCGAGUCUGCGCAGUAGAGGCGGAUUAGAGCAGGAAUAACCUGUCGUUUCACUGAGAUGUAGAGCAAUUUUCCAUCUUUGUUAAAUUUCUCUUGCAGGUAAUGUGUUCAGUCUUUGAGUUUACACCUCAGUACUUACAUUUGGUACGACUUUCAGUGUGUUGGUAGCCGUUAGCCACAUUUGCACAUUCAUUUGUUGCCUUGUUGUUGGCUUUCGUCGAUAGCACUUCCGCAUAGAAAACCAUGGCUGGUCCUCAAGAAGACCAGAAAUUCUGCUUACAGGAGGUGCUCGAUACUUUCAAGUUAUGUUUGUCGGAGAAAAAAGACGUCUACCUUGAACACUACGUAGCUGGGUGGCGUGGUCUUGUAAAGUUUCUGAACAGCUUGGGCAGUGUGUUUGGCUUCAUUUCCAAGGAUGCUGUCAACAAGAUCAAUAUCCUGGUCACUUACCUGCACGGUGAGAACGGGUCUCAGUAUGUCACUGUCCAGUCAAUGGUGAAAUAUGAGCUGGACAAUGAACUAGUGGACCUGACCAAGAGAGGCAGUCAUCCAGAGUCCGGCUGCCGUACCUUGCUGAGGCUCCACCGGGCACUGAGGUGGCUGGAGCUCUUCCUGGAGCGCCUCCGCACCAGCAGCGAGGACAGCAAGACUUCGGUCAUGUGUUCAGAGGCCUACAAUGAGUCUCUCUCCCAGCACCACCCUUGGGUGGUCCGCAAAGCAGCGGGAAUGGCCUUUUGCGUGCUCCCAGGGCGCCCCGCUUUCUUAGAAGUGAUGAAUGUGGGCCCCCCUGAGCAGGUGGUGGCCAUGCUAGGGGAAGCUGUGCCUCUCAUCUCUGAGGUGUACCAGAUCACAGAGGAACUUUACGCUCAACAAAACCUGCUCGACUUACCAUAGAGAGCCACAAUUGCUAUUAUAUGCCACUUCAUACAUUACACGAUUAAAUAUGAAGGGCUGUCAUGGUGGCUGCUACUACUGUUUGGUGAUUAAAGGGUUAUUAAUUAAGCAAAAUUCCACUGACACUAUUCUAUCUAGUACAGUAUUACAAUUUUUCAUAUAUAUAAGUACUGUUAAUUAUUAUAUGUGUGUAUAAUGGACUUCGUUUUUAUUCAACUUUUUCGAGAUGUAUUGUUUUGAAUUUAAGUAGAUGAAGGGGAACAGUUGGGCCCAUAAGUCUUUGCUCACUGCCAGUAGCUGUUUGUUUAAAUUAUUUAUACAAAAAUGUAUAAAUUAAAUGAAUCUGCAACCAUUUU
Perca flavescens (yellow perch) is the source of this 1328-nucleotide messenger RNA. RefSeq names its product ceramide-1-phosphate transfer protein (gene cptp). Gene Ontology annotation, molecular function: ceramide 1-phosphate transfer activity; ceramide 1-phosphate binding. The transcript is spliced from 2 exons. The coding region runs from base 322 to 972 and encodes 216 amino acids. Gene Ontology annotation, biological process: intermembrane lipid transfer; ceramide transport. Lineage: Eukaryota; Metazoa; Chordata; Actinopteri; Perciformes; Percidae. Gene Ontology annotation, cellular component: cytoplasm; cytosol; membrane. The record is from RefSeq and is a predicted model, not a curated record.